GGUGAAAGUGAACCAUCUUCAUGCGACGAUCUUGUCCAAAACCAAACACACUAUUCACAGAAGACUUCUCUAAAUCUUUCACAUGUCUUUCAAACUACUUGUCCUCUUCUCCACAACAGCGCUAGCCACACUCGACGACGGCACAAACCUCGUUACACCCGUUGUUAAAACCGUGACUACUUAUGAGGCCGUCACAGGAUCUCCGGUUACCACAGCUGUAACCAAAACCAUGACUUCAUACAUUGAUCCGAUUGAAUCUUAUCUCGUUUCCGAACUGGAGGCCCUGGAGCCAACAUACCCAAGCAGGGUCGAAUCUGUUCUUGACACUGCCAUCCCGUCAACAUGGGCGGAGAGAAUGUCAAGCGAUCAGUCAUUCUCCAAGUCUGUGGCGGACGCGGCGGCAUCGGGGAUCCUGCCAGUCUGGUACUCUAGUCUGCCAAGCGAUGUGAAAUACGUUAUGACAAGCGAUCAAGCUGUGUACAAAUCCGAGAUCUCUGCUUUACCUUGGCCUCCCGAGACUUUCGUUACCGGUUCCGGGUCGUUCUUAACUUCGACGCCGGUAUCGUCAUCUAUCUCCUCUUCGUCGUCAUCCACGGGGUCAAGUACGUCUGACCCUAGUACUGAAACACAAGCUUCUGAGACGUCUUCCGUGUCUACUGGCGGUGCGCCCGUCCCUACUGGAAACCUUGCCGUGACUAUUGCGGGUGCUGCCGGGGUCCUGGGCCUUGCUCUUGCUCUGUAA
Aspergillus welwitschiae is the source of this 742-nucleotide messenger RNA. RefSeq lists its product as uncharacterized. The coding region runs from base 83 to 742 and encodes 219 amino acids. NCBI's taxonomy places the organism in Eukaryota, Fungi, Ascomycota, Eurotiomycetes, Eurotiales, Aspergillaceae. The transcript has a single exon. The record is from RefSeq and is a predicted model, not a curated record.